Molecule: messenger RNA, 1926 nt
Organism: Vanderwaltozyma polyspora DSM 70294
Lineage: Eukaryota; Fungi; Ascomycota; Saccharomycetes; Saccharomycetales; Saccharomycetaceae
Gene: JEM1
Product: Jem1p
Exons: 1
Coding region: 1-1926 (641 amino acids)
Biological process (GO): protein folding in endoplasmic reticulum
Cellular component (GO): endoplasmic reticulum
Molecular function (GO): protein-folding chaperone binding; misfolded protein binding
Source: RefSeq, a predicted model, not a curated record
AUGUGGAUAUAUUUAUUUUAUAUAUUUUCGAUAAUAUCGAAAGCCAUUGCGAUAGAGGAUAAACUGGCAACUUGUGACCUUUCUCAGGUAGGUCAUUUGAUUAAAAAUAUUAAUUACGAUACUGAAUCUUUAGAAUUAUGCAAUGACUUGAAAAAACAAAUAAUUUCAAAUUGUAAUGACAAUGGUAAUGCUAUAGAACAACAGAAAAAAAUAGAAUUACUUAAUGAAUUGUAUUAUAAGGAAGGUCUGAUAGAAUUAUCAUUGGGUCAUGAAUUGAAAGCUUUAGAUAAUUUUAAAUUGACUAUAGAGUCAGAUUCAAAAGAUGCUUAUGUGGAAUUAGCAAAAAAUAGAAUAUCAAAAUUAUACCGUUCAUUUGGUCUUUGGAAUGAGAAUAACACAGAUAAUUCAGAUGACCAUGAAAUAUAUAAUAGAUUAAUACAAAUCAUAGAUGUGAAAUGGAAUUCAAAUAAAGAUGAUAGAACAAUUGACAAUGAUUUCAAUGAAUUAUUCAAAAUAUCACCUUAUGAUAUUAAAAUGAGGAAAAAAUUUAUUGAUGUCUUACUAUACAGAUUAUCAAAAUCGAUCGAUAUAUCUGAUGCGUAUUAUUUAACUAAAUGCUACCAAAUUCUAAUUGAUAAACAUUCCACAAGCGUUACCUUAGAGGAAAGAUUGAACUGGUAUUAUGCGAUAUCAACCGUCCAAGUAAUAUUAUUAGGUAUCGAUUCAGUCUACUUAAGAAAAUGUUUAGCCAUAGAUAUGGAUUAUCAACCUUGUAAGACAUUAUCUAUUUUACAGUCAAAAUUGAAAAAAAUCAAUCCACCAAAAUCAGAUAUUUUAUCUUCUGACAUGUAUAAAUCUUCAGAUGGGAAUUCCAUUGAUUGGAAUACAGUUGUUGAUUUCUAUUUGCAAAGUAAAAGACCUUGUCUGAAAAAAAUGGGCGAUCAACCUUUCAUUAACAAUUAUAAACUAAUAUCAGAAUUAGUGGAAUCAUCAAUAAAUAGACUAUUAAACGGCGGUUCUUCAAUUUUGCAUGUCAGUGAUCCUUCAAAUGCUGAACUUAUAAAAUACAUCGAUGUAUUAUUAUGUCAAGCGUCAAUCGAAUCUCCUUCUGCUAAAAGUUUAACGUCUAGUUAUUGUAAGAAGGCAUUGAAGGAGGUUUUGACAAACGAACAGUGGGAUUAUUUUUAUAAGUCUUUAACCAAAGGAGAAACUUUCCCAAUUGAUGAAUUAAGAAAUAUUUGGAACUCAUACCCUCACCUAGGAACAUAUUUAAUUGCAUCUCUUUUAAAGAAAGGUAGGAAAACUCCAGAAAAUAUACAAGACGAAAUCAAUAAGUUCUUCAAUGAUAACGGUGUGCGUGAUGCUUCUAAUCCUUAUAUUAAGAAGCAAAUUGAAACAAUAGAUAAAUUGCUUGAAAAAAAGAAUGCAAAGUUUAGAGAACAACAACAGCAACAACAACAACAAGAAUGGUUCUUUAACCAGCAACAGUUUAAUCAACACCAGCAUCAACGUCAGCAACAGCAUCAUGCUCCACCUCCACCACCUCAAGAUCAUACGGGUAAGGACUAUUAUAAAGUUCUAGGUAUUUCUAAAGCUGCCUCAUCUAAGGAAAUUAGAAAAGCAUACCUAGAUUUGACUAAAAAAUAUCAUCCCGAUAAGCAAGGUCAACUUUCUGAGAAAGAACAGGAAAAGAUACAUGAGAAGAUGUCACAAGUUAAUGAAGCAUACGAAAUAUUAAGUGACGAAGGCAAGAAGAGAGAUUAUGAUAACUCAAGAGGAGGUGGACAUGGAGGACCUGGUGGACAUGGAGGAGGAGGAGGAGGAGGAUUUGGUAAUUUUGGUAACAUGUUCAGGGGCCGUGAUCAUGGUAACCCAUUCCAAUUUGGUAAAAAUGUAAAGGUCAAAUUUGGAGGAUUCGGUAGGUAA